Messenger RNA from Aaosphaeria arxii CBS 175.79, 1737 nucleotides. RefSeq names its product NCS1 nucleoside transporter family protein. Gene Ontology annotation, cellular component: plasma membrane. Gene Ontology annotation, biological process: nucleobase transport; transmembrane transport. NCBI's taxonomy places the organism in Eukaryota, Fungi, Ascomycota, Dothideomycetes, Pleosporales. Gene Ontology annotation, molecular function: nucleobase transmembrane transporter activity. The coding region runs from base 1 to 1737 and encodes 578 amino acids. The record is from RefSeq and is a predicted model, not a curated record. The transcript has 5 exons.
AUGUCUUGGGGCGAGAGACUACGCGUGCCUCAGACGAGUCCAGGGAACAGAUGGAUUAAUUAUGAUAUCCGACCCAUUGAAUCAUCUAGACGAACCUGGGGAUUCUUGACUUUCAACAACUUCUGGAUACUCAUCAAUCUUAGUAUCCCAACCUAUCUAACUGGUAGCGCCUUGAUACCAUUGGGCUUGACCUGGUGGCAGGCGAUCAUCUGCAUCGUCAUUGGCAAUAUCCUUGCGACAAUCUUCCUCGUUGUCAAUUCUCUUCCUGGGGCUUACUACAAUCUCGGCUUUCCUGUUGUGAAUCGAUCUGUAUGGGGAAUGUGGGGAUCCCAAUUCCCCAUCUGGAAUCGCAUCUUCCUGGCUUUGGUAUGGUACGGCUUCAACUCUUGGGUAGGCGGCGAGUGUGUCUAUGUGAUGUUACAGGCCAUGGACGUAAACAUAGAACGACACGUCAAGAACACCAUGCCGGCCGGUAUGGGCGUAACAACAGCACAGUUUAUCGCCUACAUCGUAUUCUUCGUCGUAUGUCUACCCGUGGCCUUGAUACGACCACACAAAUUGAACAAAUUCAUCCUCGUUACCAGCGCAAUCACGGUGGUGUUCUUUCUCGCACUUCUCAUAUGGGCACUGGCGACGAUGGGGCCAGCGGGGUUUGGAGAUACUAUCAGCGGCGGGACUGGAAUUCCCAAGACUGGAGGUUCCAACAGUGUAGCGUGGUUAUCGGUGUACGGGAUCGUUUCGACAAUCGGAUCCAUCGCAGCAGGAAUCCUCAGCCAGAAUGACUACGCGCGAUUCGCCAAACGGCCCAGACAUGCAAUCGCAGGCCAGGCUUUCUCGUUCCCAUUCUACAGCAUCAUCUGCUCCGUCAUCGGCAUUCUCGUCACGGCCGCCACACAGCAUCGAUUCGGCGGAGAAGCCAUCUGGAGCCCACCUUUGCUGCUCUCCCGCCUCAUCACCGAGAACCCUACCGCAGGCACACGAGCAGGUACAUUUUUCGCAGGCUUGGCUAUCACUCUGUCCCAGAUCGGCUUGAAUGUCCCCGGAGGUGCUCUCAUUGGCGGCUUUGACCUCGCCGCGACGUUUCCAGAAUACAUCAACAUCCGCCGAGGGGCAUACAUCGUGAUCUUCACGAGCAUAGCGGUCAAUCCUUGGAAGCUGGUCAGCACACCCACCGUCUUCCUCACGGUUCUUUCCUCCUACUCUGUCUUCUUGGCUCCGAUGACUGGAAUUAUGGUCGCGAGUUACUUGGUCGUGAACAAACGAAAACUCAAUACUGAUGAUCUGUACCGCAGCGAUAAAUCCGGGAUCUACUGGUACACCUUUGGCGUCAAUUGGCGAGCACCGGUGUCCUGGAUCGUCGGCAUCGCACCCAUAAUGCCAGGCUUCGUAGCCUCCGUCAACAAAUCAAUCUCAAUUCCCGACAGUCUCAUUCAAUUAUACUUCAUGAGCUAUAUAUACGGUUUCUUCUCCAGCGCGGUCGUGUACGUGGUACUGCACGUCGUUUUCCCAGCGCCAUCGCUGGACACGUUCGUCAAGAGCGAAGCAUCGGCGACGGAAACUAUACAGAAAUCGAAAGCGAACUGGGAGAACUUGGAUUACCGUCCCUGGGCGGUAGGUGACAGGGAUGAUGAGGAAGACGAUGCAAGUCAUGCGCAAUUUUUCCAGGGCAUAAGUAAAGAACCGGCGGCGGGAGUUGAUGCACCGUCUGGAUCUCCUGGGUCGUCUGGAUUGUCUUGA